UACCGUGAGGGCGCCCCUCCCCCCCACAAGAUUAGAUUCCCGCCAGCAGCAGCAUAGCGAAGCACCAGCUCAAGGUUACUUCUCUUGACCCCUGACCGCCACGAACGACGAACCUUCCAUACCAUACCCCCCGUUCCCAGAUCCCACAGCAACAUACCCAUCUCCUACAUACACAUACACAUACACAUACACAUACACCGCAACCGAAAAACCACAAUCGCUCCCUGCUGAGCAGCCAUGGCUCAGAAAGACAAACUCGGCGGCGGCGUCGUCGUCGCAGACGCUGAGCCCUCGUCGCGAUCACGAAAACGCAGCAAGAGCAGAUCGCCGACGCGGGCGAGCAAUCAGGACACCUCUCCACCACCACCGCCACCCUACCAAGAGAAACCCGAGUCGUCGCGAAACGAUGUCGACCCGGGAGUCAAGGACAAUGACAUCUUCCUGUUGCCGUCGUCAGACUAUUCCUUAAUGAUCCUGUUGACUUGUAUCGCCGUCGCCGUGCGGUUGUUCCGGAUCUACCAGCCGUCGAGUGUGGUGUUCGAUGAAGUCCACUUUGGCGGAUUCGCGAUGAAGUAUAUCAAGGGACGGUUCUUCAUGGACGUCCACCCACCGUUGGCGAAGCUCAUGAUUACCCUCGCCGGUUGGUUGGCCGGCUUUGACGGAAACUUCGAUUUCAAGGAGAUUGGAAAGGACUACCUGGAGCCCGGCGUUCCAUAUGUGGCUAUGCGCAUGCUUCCGGCAGUUUGCGGUAUCUUGGUUGUUCCUACGAUUUUCUUGACCUUGAAGGCAGCGGGUUGUGCCACGGCUUCGGCGACUCUGGCGGCUGGAUUGAUCAUCUUCGACAACGCAUUGGCCACCCAGUCUCGGCUUAUCCUCCUUGACGCCCCACUCGUUAUCUUUACGGCUCUGACCGGACUCGCGUGGACCUGUUUCCUCAACGUCCACGAGCAAGGCCACACCCAGGCGUUCUCGCUCAACUGGUGGUUCUGGCUCGUGUGCACCGGACUCGGAUUGGGUGCUACUGCCAGCGUCAAAUGGGUCGGCCUGUUCACCAUUGCGUGGGUUGGAAGCUUGACGAUUCUGCAACUGUGGUCUCUGCUCGGCGACACCAAAAAUGUCUCGGCCAGCUCCUGGAUGAAGCACUUCUUCUCGCGCGCCAUGUGCCUGAUCGGUAUCCCGGUCACCUUCUACAUGGCUAUGUUCGCGAUCCACUUCACUUGUCUCCGCAACCCCGGUGAGGGUGACGGAUUCAUGUCCUCUGAGUUCCAGUCCACGCUCAACUCAAAGGGAAUGAAGGAUGUCGCCGCCGAUGUCGCCUACGGCUCCAAGAUCUCCAUGAGGCACUACAACACUCAGGGUGGUUACCUCCACUCUCACGCGAGCAUGUACCCCGGCGGAUCCAAGCAGCAGCAAAUCACCCUCUACCCCCACAAGGAUGAGAACAACGUUUGGUUCCUCGAGAAUACCACUUACCCUGAGGGAGGAGUCGGCGUCACCGGUUUCGACGAGAUGGAUCCCAUCUGGGUCAAGGACGGUGCCAUCAUCCAGUUGUACCACGUCAACACCGACCGAAGACUUCACUCUCACGAUGUCCGCCCUCCGGUCACCGAAGCUGAGUGGCAGAACGAGGUAUCCGCAUACGGCUACAAGGGAUUCAAGGGCGACGUCAACGACUACUUCCGUGUUGAGAUCGUUAAGCAUCUCUCGGACGGCGCAGUUGCCAAGGAGCGCCUGAGGACCAUCCAGACUAAGUUCAAGCUUGUCCACACUCAGACCGGAUGCGUGCUCUUCUCCCACAAGGUGAAGUUGCCGACGUGGGGUUUCGAGCAGCAGGAGGUCACUUGCGCCAAGGGUGCCACGCUGCCCAACAGCAUCUGGUACAUCGAGUCCAACGAGCACCCCAAACUCGGCGCAGACGCAGAGCGCGUUAACUACCGCAAGCCUGGUUUCCUCGGAAAGUUCUGGGAGCUUCAGAAGGUGAUGUGGAAGACCAACGCCGGCCUCGUCGAAUCGCACGCCUGGGACUCGCGCCCCGACUCGUGGCCCAUCCUUCGUCGCGGUAUCAACUUCUGGGGUAAGAACAACCGCCAGGUCUACCUCAUCGGCAACCCUCUCAUCUGGUGGUCUUCGACCGUCGCAAUCUGCAUGUACGCCUUGUUCAAGGGUCUUGCCGUCCUCCGUUGGCAGAGGGGUUACCGCGACUACGCCGUCACCAACUUCCGUCGUUUCGACUACGAGGUCGGUGUGGCUGUCCUUGCGUGGGCUUUCCACUACUUCCCCUUCUUCCUGAUGCAGCGCCAGCUGUUCCUUCACCACUACCUUCCUGCGCUCUACUUCGCCGUUGUCGCCUUGUGCCAGACAUUUGACUUUGUCGCUUUCCGCAUCAAGGCCAUCGGUCUCAAGAAGCUGCCCGUCGUCGGCUGGUCCAUCGCUGUCGUCUUCCUCGCCCUCAGUGCCGUCGUCUACGGUCUGUACAGCCCGCUCGUCUAUGGCAACCCCUGGACCAAGAGCGACUGCCGCCGCGUGAAGCUCUUCAACACCUGGGACUGGGACUGCAAUACCUUCCUUGACAACUACUCUGACUACAACAACAUCGUCUCGAAGAAAACCGCCGCCGCUACCGUCCCCACCACUGCCGCCGCCGCCCCUGUCGCCGAAGUCCCCGCCGCCCCCGCCAAGCAGGAGCAGCAGCAGCAGCAACCCAUCAUCCAGAAGGACAAUGUCGCCGCCGCACCUCCCGUCGUCCCGGCGGCAGAGCAGCAGCCCGAACCCGUCAAGUCCGAAGAGCCCAUCGACUCUAUGAUCACUGGGCAGCCCGCGCCGCCAGGAGAGAUCGUUGACACAGAUGAGCACGUCGAGUACCGCGACCAGGACGGCAACCUCCUCGACCUCGACCAGGUCAAGGCCCUCGAGGGUCAGGUCGAGUUCGAGACGAAGUACGAGACUCGCUACAGGAUGAUCGAUGAGGAUGGAAAUUACAUUCCCGUCAACCCUGAUGACGUCGCGCCUGAGCAGGGUGAGGAAUCACCUAAGCAGGAGCAGGAAAAGCCGGUGGAGAAGGAACAGGUGAAGGAGCAGGAGAAGCCGGUGGAGCAGGAGAAGCCGGUGGAGCAGGAGAAGCCGGUGGAGCAGGAGAAGCCGGUGGAGCAGGAGAAGCCGGUGGAGCAGGAGAAGCCCACGGAGCAGGAGCAGCAGUUGCCCCAGGAUCCUGAGGCCAUCGAGCCCGAGACUACCAAGACUGUUGAGACUUUCGAGACUGUUACCGUUCGCGUCGACGAGGACGGCAAGCCCAUCGAGGGUGACGAGCAGACCCGCACUGUGUACAUCGACGCUCCCGAGGGCUCGGAAGUCCCGGACGAAGCUGGCUCCAACGACGGCAAACCCAUCGAGGCUGAACAGGAGACCCACACCGUGUACAUCGACGCCCCUGAGGGCUCGGAGGUCCCGGCCGAAGCUGGCUCUGACGGCAAACCCAUCGAAGAGGAGACUCACACCGUCUACAUCGAUGCCCCCGAGGGCUCGGAAGUCCCGGUUGAAGCUGGCUCCAACGACAGCAAACCCGUCGAGGCUGAAGAGCAGACCCACACCGUGUACGUCGACGCCCCCGAGGGCUCGGAAGCCCCAGCCGAAGCUGGGUAAGUCGUCUCUCCUCUCUCUCCCCUCAACACUUACUAACGCCCCCCAGCUCCAAGGACGGCGAAGAACGCGAAGAGGUCGAGAUUCUCCGGACCAUCUACGUCGACGAGUUCGGCA
Molecule: messenger RNA, 3753 nt
Organism: Tricharina praecox
Lineage: Eukaryota; Fungi; Ascomycota; Pezizomycetes; Pezizales; Pyronemataceae
Product: Dolichyl-phosphate-mannose-protein mannosyltransferase-domain-containing protein
Exons: 6
Coding region: 238-3639 (1133 amino acids)
Biological process (GO): protein O-linked glycosylation via mannose
Cellular component (GO): membrane; endoplasmic reticulum
Molecular function (GO): dolichyl-phosphate-mannose-protein mannosyltransferase activity
Source: RefSeq, a predicted model, not a curated record